AUGACCGGCGUCGAGGCGACGGAGCAGGCGCCCUCUGUCCCCACACACCCCCCCGCAAAGCAACGGGCUGCCCUGGGAGUUGCAGUGGACCAGACGGGCGAGGGGGGCUCCCCGCCGGGGAGCGGGAGGGACCCGGACUCCUCCGAAGCCGGAUUCCAUCCGUCCUUCCUCUACAUCCGCCCCGAGGAUGUCGUCCGCAAACGACGCGGCAACGUCCUCACCAAGGGCACCCUCUUGAAGGCGGACCACUUCCCCGGCUGCCAGAACAAGAACCUGCGCCCGCUCGUCAGCGGCGCCCCGAACUACCGGCAGGUCCCGGGCCUCCCCGUGUACGGCGUGGCCAUCCCGACGCUCGCGGGCAUCCGCAACGUCCUGGAGAUCAUGGGCGCGGGCGACGGCGCGCGCACGGUCGUCUGGUUCAACAUGCGCGAGGAGCCCGUGGUGUACAUCAACGGCAAGCCCUACGUGCUGCGCGAGGCCGACCGACCCUUCUCGAACGUGGAGUACACGGGGAUCGACUGGAUGCGCGUCGAGGCCAUGGAGCAGCGCCUCCGCGCGGACAUCCUCGCGGAGGCGCGGCGCUACGGCGGGUCGAUCAUCGUCACGCACGAGAACGAUGACUCGCAGGUGGUGUCCACGUGGGAGCCCGUGUCCGACGUGGACGUGCAGACGCCGCGCGAGGCGUACGAGGAGCUCGUGCGCGAGGGCUACCGCGUGGUGUACCGCCGGGUGCCCGUCACGGACGAGAAGGCGCCCAAGGCGACGGACUGCGACCUGCUGGCGCGGGAGGCGUGGCACUUCGCGAUGGAGGCCGCGGUCGAGCAGCGGGACGGCGGCGCGCGGCGGCUGGUGUCGAGCGCGAGCCUCGACGCGCCGGGGGCGCCGGAGGCCGUGCGCGGCGCUACGACGAGCUAUGCGGAGGGGCUGCGGGCGCCGGGGGAGAGCGACGACGACGUGCUGUCCCCCGGGGCGCGCGACGCGGGCGCGGCGCAGCGGCGCGAGCAGCGCAGCGACGAGGAGGCGCGCGAGCGGUCCACGUGCUUCAUGUUCAACUGCCAGAUGGGGCGCGGGCGCACGACGACGGGGAUGAUCAUCGCCUCGAUGGUCCUGCUGCACCAGAAGCAGCUCAUGGCGCAGCCGCUGCCGCGGUGGCUGGACAUCGACGCGGUCGCGCGGGGCAGCGCGGCGCGGCGGGCCUCGCUGGACUCCCCCCAGGGGGGUGCCAACACGAAGAUCGACGACGAGUCGCGGCUCAAGGAGGGCAUGUACGCCGUGGUGCGGUCGCUCAUGCGCGUCCUGCAGAACGGCGCGGGCUCCAAGGCGCUGCUCGACGACGUCAUCGACGCCAACAGCGCCAUGCAGAACCUGCGCGAGGCCAUCGCGGGGUACCGCACGCGCGUGCUCAAGUCCUUCCAGUUCGAGGACGAGCGCUCGCGGGUGCUCUCGGUCUGCCAGGAGUACCUCGAGCGCUACUGCGUCCUCCUGACGUUCUCGUCCUAUCUCCUGUCGCGGGACUUCUGCCCGCUCAACAUGACGCCCGCCGCGCUGCGCACCGCGCGCGUGCCGGUCGUGUCGUUCGAGUCCUGGACGGGCGCGCGGCCGGAGCUCUCGUCGAUCCUGCAGCGCAUGCUGCGGCGCAACCCCGUCGCGGCGCUGGCCAUGCACCGCGCGGGGGACUUCGUCGACGCCAGCCGACACCCGCCCGCCGCCGACACCUCCCUGCGCAUCGCGGGCAUGCUUGCGGAGCGCGCCGGCGCGGUGCUGGGCCCGCACACGGUGCUCAAGUACGACCACUUCCCCGGGGUACAAAUCCGCGGACUCCCCAAGGUCGUGGACGGCGCGCCGAACUUCCGCGGCAUGGUCGGCAUCCCGGUGUUCGGCACGGCGCUGCCGACGGUCGACGGCGUCGAGCGCGUGCUUGCGCUCAUCGCCGCGCAGGGCAAGCGCGAGGGUCCUACGCUGUGGUUCAACAUGCGCGAGGAGCCCGUCGUGUACAUCAACGGCAACCCGUACGUGCUCCGCGACGAGGAGCGGCCGUUCAAGAACCUCCAGGAAUACUCCGGGAUCACGGGCGGGCGCAUCGAGGACAUGGAGGCGCGCUUGAAGGAGGACGUGCUGAAGGAGGCGGCCGCGCACGGCGGCAAGAUCCUCGUGGCGUACGAGUGGAUGCCGCCGGCGGACGCGGGGCAGGGCGGCGCCGCAGCGGCGGACGCCGGCAAGGACGCCGGCGAGCCGACGCAGCAGAUCGAGGAGGUCUGGCAGCACAUCGCCACGCCCGACGCGGUGAAGACGCCGCGCGAGGUGGCCCGGUGGGCCGACCAGCGGUACGCCGUGGAGUACCGGCGCAUCCCCGUCACCGACGGCAGCGCCCCGACCGCGGGCGACCUCCAGGACAUCCUGAACGCCGUCGAGGACGCCCCGCUCGACAGUCCGAUGGUGUUCCAGUGUCAAAUGGGAGUCGGGCGCACCACGACGGGGAUGGUCAUCGGAACGCUCAUCCACCUCGCCCGCACGGGCCGCCUGUCCGCGAUCGCGCGGCUGCCGUCGCUCACCCACCUCGGCCCCGCGCUCGGGCUGCCGGCGUCCGCGGAGGGCUCGCCGCGCGCGGGCGAGCAGCUGGCGCCGAUGCUGCGCGCGAUGGAGACGGCGUACUGGCGGUGCAAGCACCACCGAAUCGACCGGCUGCAGCGCGGCCUGGCGUUCACGCCGGGCGAGUCGGAGUCGGAGAGCGACACGGACGAGGAGGGGGGCGACACCUUCAACCCCGGACAGAGCGACCACGGACCGCCGCGUGCGCAAGGACGGCCGGCAGGGACGCCCGGACGGUCCACGAGCAUGAUCGUGACGGCCACGCGGCAGCUCGCGGCCGCGAACCUCGCCGCGAGCGAGUCGGGGGGGGUGGCGCGCGCCGCGCCGCUACCGGCGCCGGUGCGCGGGCGGCACCUGGUGCACGCGGGGCCGUCGCUGCGGAACGACGGCGACUUCGGCGUGUUCGGCAGCGAGGGCGACGAGAGCGACUCCGGCAUGGAGUCCCCCCCCCAGGCCGCGAAGAAGCGGCAGACACCCCCGCCUAGCCAGCUGGGGCCUGGGGCGGCCGCGGAGGCGCCGACGAAGCCGCAGGGCGACGAGGCGCCCGUGUCGCAGGCCACGUCGAUGCACGAGGGGUCGCUUCGCAGCGUCGGGGGCGACCACGAACGUCACGACCCGCAGGAGGAGAUGCUGCGCGCGGGGGCGUACGCGGCGGUGCGGCGGUUGGUAAAGCUGCUGCCGGAGGGCCAGGAGAUCAAGCGCGUGCUGGACGAAGUGAUCGACGCGUGCUCGGUGUGCCUGAACCUCCGCCUGGCCAUUUCGAAGUACCGCCGGCCCCGGAAGACCUGGGGGUGGUCGUGGCGCAACCGUGCCGAGGUGCACCCGAAGACCGCCGCGUUCCGCCGCGGCAUCGAAUACCUCGAGCGCUACACGGAGCUCAUCGCAUUCUCGUGGUACCUGCACGCCCACGGCCAGGGCGUGCACCGCAGCGUCACGUUUGGUGAUUGGCUCGCGGGGCGCCCCGACCUCCUCACGGCGCUGGCGUCGAUCCGCGAGAACCCCGCGGCCGCGCUGGAGCUCGAGGCGUACAAGACGAGCCCGGCGACGCUGCAGUCGUCCGGCCAGAGCAAGCUCCCGUGGCUGCCCCGGGGGUCUGAGGAGACAGCCCCGGCCAAAGCGCUCCCCGAGGUGCCGAGCUACGGCCAAGUCCGGUCCGGCAGCGUCUUCCAGGUGCUCGAGGCAGCCCAGCGAGACCUCAAGGACGACGAGCGCGUGAGCCACAAGGAGGAGGAGGCCCUCCUGCGCCGCCGCCGCGGCCUCCUGCUCACGCGGCGCACCAUCCUGAAGAAAUACGCCAUCCCAGUGAAACCCACCGCGACGAUCGUGACGCCGUCCGCGGUGGCGCCGCACAGCGCCGCGCCGAACGUCAUCGAGCUCGCGGGCCUCCCGAUCGUCGCCGUCGCGAGCCCGACCGUCAUGGGCCUCCGCGCGCUGCUCGACCUGCUGGGCGCAGGCCCGCAGCCCGCAGGGAAGCUGGGCGCGGAGGUGGUGCUGCUCGACCUGCGCGAGGAGCUCGUGCUGCACAUGAACGGCUUCCCGUACGUGCGGCGCGACAUGGCGAUGCCGGCCGCGUCGCUGCACCACGCGGGCCUGCAGGCGUGGAAGCUGCAAGAGCUGGAAAACCAAUUGAAGAACGACGCGCUGAUGGAGUGCAUGCGCUCCGGCGGCCGCGUGCUCGUGCACGACGAGGUCGCCGUCACGCGCCGCACGGGGUCGCACGCGGCCGCGCAGGCCGCCGCGGAGGCCGGUGCGAUACCUGCCAGCCCUGGGACGGACGGCGAGACCCUCUCCGGGCCGUCGGGCGCGGCGUCGCAGCGCAACCUCAGCGAGGGCCAGGAGGCGGCGAUCGCUGGCGCGAUCGCGGCGGUGCCGCGCGGGAAGGACGACGUGAGCCGGCGGUUCGAGGAGGGCUCGUCAGUGCUGCUGCCGCGGUGGGUGCCGGUCAACGUGAGCAGCUUCGCGACGGGGAUCUGCUCGCCGCUCGACGCGGCGGAGUCGCUCCAGGAGGAGGGGUACGCGCUCACGUACGCGCGCGUGCCGCUCUCCCGCGAGCGCACCCCGCAGGCGUCGGACAUUGACAUCCUGCACCGCCUGAUCACCGUCCCGCCCGUGGCGCCGCCGCCCGGCGCGGCCCCGCGCGAGCGCAAGUACGUCAUCCUCUCGCGCACCGCGGACGGCUCGUCGGUGCGGUUCGUGGCCGCGAUGCUGGCGCUGCACGUGGAGACCCUGCGCAGCUCGGUGCGGCAGGAGCCCCCCGCGGACCGCGCGUGGGCGAUGUCGCCGCCGCCCUCGCCCGCGAUGGUGUCCGGGCACGGUCCGGCGGCGAGCGGGCCGUCUGGGAGCGGGGGGGGCUCGGGUCGGUCGGUUCCGGAGCUGCGAGCGAUCAGCAGUUUGGUGCGGGUGCUGCCGCGCGGGGCGGAGUGCAAGGCCGCGGUCGACGAGGCGGCGCGGCGGUCGGCGCGGAUCGGGAGCCUCGUGCACGACAUCGCGGAGUGCGCGCACGUGGUGCAGGAGGGGCGCGAGCGCAAGCGGGAGGCGACGCCGCAGACGCCGCACGACACGUCGCGCGUGUCAGUCGCGCGGCAGCUCGGGCUGCACUACCUGAAGAGGUACUUCUACCUCAUCACCUUCGCGUCGUAUCUCCGGGAGGCGCCGGGCGUGCCGUUCUCGUCCUGGGUGCACAGCCGGCUGGAGCUGAAGCACUUGAUGUCAAACCUGUCGCUGACGGACUGA
This is a messenger RNA of Pedinophyceae sp. YPF-701, 5322 nucleotides long. The record is from the annotation of a GenBank genome assembly. Lineage: Eukaryota; Viridiplantae; Chlorophyta; Pedinophyceae.